Messenger RNA from Alnus glutinosa, 438 nucleotides. RefSeq lists its product as uncharacterized. Bases 1 to 438 code for a protein of 145 amino acids. Lineage: Eukaryota; Viridiplantae; Streptophyta; Magnoliopsida; Fagales; Betulaceae. The record is from RefSeq and is a predicted model, not a curated record. The transcript has a single exon.
AUGGCUUCCGGGUUAUAUAUUGAGGAUUUUUUGUCUAAUGUUUUGUGCAAUGGUGUUUGGAGUUGGAGGCCUGCACGAUCCGAUGAUCUUGUGGAUAUACAGAGCAGACUCCUGGAUGUCAAUAUAAGGCCCUGUGACAAGCCAAUUUGGUCUAUCUCAAAGAAGAAAAUUUACAUGAGCUCUGACACUUGGGAGAUGAUUAGGAAGAAAAAUCCUAUUGUGGACUGGUGGCAGCUUGUUUGGUUCCCAUUAGCUAUCCCUAAACAGGUUUUUGUUUUGUGGUUGGUGAUGAAAAAUUGCUUAACUACUGGGGAUUGUUUGGCUAAGUGGGGCUACAAAGGAAAUGUUACUUAUAUGUACUGUCAAAAUGGAAUGGAGAGCCAUGAUCAUCUAUUUUUGAGUGCAGCUUCAGUUCUCGUUUGUGGAAGGAAGCUAUGA